This is a messenger RNA of Ruditapes philippinarum (Manila clam), 588 nucleotides long. RefSeq lists its product as uncharacterized. The transcript is spliced from 3 exons. Lineage: Eukaryota; Metazoa; Mollusca; Bivalvia; Venerida; Veneridae. The coding region runs from base 51 to 503 and encodes 150 amino acids. The record is from RefSeq and is a predicted model, not a curated record.
AGCCCUGUCAACCAGAUAGCACAUUCGAUAUCACACUUCCCCCACAACGGAUGUUAAAUAUACAGAUGCACUUCUCCGAUGGCACCAGGAGCGGUUGGAUGUUUAAUGUCGCUGACAGUGAAACUAACAAUGGAUGGGGUGGAGAUGGGUCAACUCAAAGUCAUGAUUCUGAAGUCCAAGGAGUAACAAGUAGCAUAGCAGUAUAUGGUGAUGACCAAUGCCCUGAUGGAUCGAUCCGACAUGUCCGAAGUUAUGCCAAUUCCUUAAAUCAUUCGGUGAGUAUGGCGAACCUAUGGAUUAGGAAUAACUAUCUUAAGAUAACAAAUGAUCAUGGUAUGCUGCAUUCCGAGUGCCAUAAAUGUCUCUUCGCUCCUAAUGGACAACCGGACGAUGAAGGUCAAGAAAAUGAAGACAUUUAUAUUGGUGCCAAUAGAGUGGUCGAUGGUGCUUAUCGAGCAGGUGUUGGAUUGUGUUCCAUAAAACUUCGCUGGUUGAAUCAUUAAAUGAGUCCUAAUUCUAUGCAAUUCUUUGAAUUCUUUUGCAUUACAACUAAUGUAGCAAAAACAAUUAAAUGAAUAAAGAUAAUUA